AACACCCAAUUGCUGCUGCUGCUGCAGGCGGGGCAUAUUUCUGAGCUCAGGAAAGGGAAACUAACCUUGUUACACUGCCCAGAGGGAGCCAUGGCCACAGACAACCCCGUGGAAAGUCUCCGGGAAGAAGCUACAUGUCCCAUCUGUCUGGAGUAUUUUAAGGACCCUGUGAUUAUAGAGUGUGGGCACAAUUUCUGCCGAGCCUGCAUCGCCCAGUGCUGGGAGGGAUCCGAUACAGCCGCCUCCUGCCCUCAGUGCAGAGAAACUGUGCAACAGAGAAACCUCAGGCCCAACAGGCAGCUGGCAAACGUGGUAGAAAUCGCCAAACGGCUGAAUUUACAGGCAGCAAAAGAAGCAGGAGGAGAGAGGGUGUGUGGGGAACACAAGGAGACUCUGAAACUGUUCUGUGAAGAGGAUCAAACUUCGAUCUGUCUGGUUUGCCAUCUGUCCCGGGCUCACAGAGCUCACAGGGUGGUCCCCUUAGAGGAGGCUGCCCAGGAGUACAAGGAAAGAAUCCAGGCCCAUUUGAAGACUCUGAGGAAAGAGAGAGAAAAGGUGCUGGGACUGAAAGCGACUGAAGAGGCAAAAAGCCAGGAGUAUCUGGUAGGUGCCUGUUGUUGUUAACCUGCAGGGACUGGCAGUGGGAGGUCUGUCUGG
Molecule: messenger RNA, 657 nt
Organism: Chelonoidis abingdonii (Abingdon island giant tortoise)
Lineage: Eukaryota; Metazoa; Chordata; Testudines; Testudinidae
Source: RefSeq, a predicted model, not a curated record